UUUGAAGCUGCUGUUUUAGCAAGACAUAAUGAGUACAGAGCUAGACAUGGUGUUCCAUUAUUAACUUGGAACAGUACAUUAGCUGAUUACGGUUAUAGUUAUAUUGAUGAAAUUGAAAGCACUGAUCAUUCAGCAUGUUCAGGUACUUUAGUCCAUUCACCACGUACUGGAUUAAACUUUGGUGAAAACUUGGCUUAUGGUACAAUCACUGAUACUCAAGCUGUUGAUCUAUGGUAUGAUGAAAAUGUUUACUAUAACUAUCAAGAUCCAUCCCAAAGUUCUGGUGAUUUUGAACAAUAUGGUCAUUUCACUCAAUUGAUUUGGAGAGCAUCUACCCAGCUUGGUUGUGCCAUCAAGAGAUGUAAUGGUAAUAUCAUAUAUGUUAUUUGUGAAUAUCAUCCACAAGGUAACAUCUUU
Hansenula anomala is the source of this 417-nucleotide messenger RNA. RefSeq lists its product as uncharacterized. Lineage: Eukaryota; Fungi; Ascomycota; Saccharomycetes; Phaffomycetales; Wickerhamomycetaceae. Gene Ontology annotation, cellular component: extracellular region. The annotation marks the transcript as partial. The record is from RefSeq and is a predicted model, not a curated record. The transcript has a single exon.